UUUUUUCCUGCUCUGAUGCUAACGAAAGGAUUGAGCACCUGGUCACACCUGCCAGGUAGCUUCACAACUGAAGUAAUGGUCGCUACUAAUCGGUAAGGGACGGGAUAUCGUUACGGUGAUGUUACCGGGAUUAAACAAACAGGCAGAGCUCAACAAGUGUGUCCAAAAAUGACUUUAAACAACCGGAAGGAGAUUUGUUAACAGUCAGACUCUUGACAGUGCAACAAGUGUUUCCUGAAGAGAGACAGGAUUCAAAUCCAAAAUGUCUGGCCAAGGUGGAUUGAGCUCAGAUUUACCUGAAGAGGGGGCACUUUUACCUGCUGAUCUACAAAUCGCAGGCAGAAAAAAGCUGCUAGAGAACGAGAUUAUCAGUGAAAAAAGGGAGAUAGAUGAAGAAGAAGACGACUUAAAGCACGAGGAAUAUGAAGAAGAAGAAGAGAUGACCAGCUCUGCUCACCUGGAGCCCACUACUCUGCCGUGGCCCGGAGACAAAGACAAGAGGCCUCAGACAGAUGAUGAUGAUGAUGAUGAUGAUGGUAAAAGUGGGUCAGAAAAGAGAGUGUCCGAGCCUGAAGAGGGGGACACGGGGAUCAGCAGGGGGAGUCAGGACCUGUCAGAGGAGCACAGUCAGUCAGAGAGCGGCAGAAAGAGUAAAUCAAAGUGGAGGGAGAGCAUGCCCGAGGGAGAGAGGUGGAGGGAUGAUGAGAUCGGGGUGCAGAGGGACGAUAAAGGGGAUGGCUCACUGGCAGAUGAUGAACAUGAGGAGGAGGAGGAGGAGGAAGAUGAUACAAACUGGAUGCCAGAGAAAGCUGCUCUGGGUUUCACUCCUCAUGUCACCAUAGUGCGCCCGUCCAGCAAAGAGCUCCCAGAAGAGAGCCGACUCCUCAUAGAGAGGGACGAAAAGAACGAGCCACAGAUGGACACUGAUUCAGCUGUGCAGUUUCAGCCCGAGUGGACAGAAGAGGACGACAAGUACUACCUGUGUGAGCACCUGUGCAGUGAGAAACUGAGGCUGGCUCUGGCGACGGCGGCUGCUGCGAUACUUUUCCCUCUGCUGGUGUGGGGGGGUUACGCCCUCCUUCCCUUUGACCCCCCGCUGCUUAGAAGCCCCCCACUCAGAUUGGUGUACACACUGCGCUGCUCCUUCUUUGCCACCAUCCCCCUCCUGCUCGGUGUGGUGGUGCAGGGUGCAGCCCGACUCCGAUUCAGCUCCCUGAAGCCCCUCUAUCAAAACCAGCUGCUGAACAAAGAGGUGGCAGUGCAUUGGCACUACGUCAACGAAUCCCUUGCACUCUUCUUAUUCUUCUUUCUGCAGCUCGCUGUCAUGGCAACCUACAUCAGCCAAGACCUGGUCAAGUUGGUGCCGUUGCUCACCAUCAUAUUUGUUUUUGGAAGGCUGAUCUACUGGCUCUGCCUCUCUCUGGGCAGCACCAUUCGAGGCCUCGGCUUCGGCCUCUCCUUCCUCCCCAUACUGGUCAUGCUGGGAGCCAACCUGUACUACAUCUGCUCGUCAGUGGGACAGGGGUCGGUGUUCGAUGUAGCCCCGCCCGCCACAGCUCCGCCUCCCAGUCUGCGUUGGUGGGGUUGAAGGCGACAUCAGAUAAUGAUCGUGAGGUGUAAAAAGAAAAAUGACUUUCAGAUCAUCACCCGAAAACACUCAGACUGUAGACAACUUGGCUCGUUUCUUUUGGAGUCCUUUUAAAUCGUUAUCAGAUGUCAGGUCUUUAACACUACAGAAAACACUCCUUGAGCAGCUGUUUUGUCGUUAUUACUAAGUACAACAUCUGCAAGCUCGCCUUGGCUGCUGUUUCUUGUUCUGUUGCUUCCUGGUCAAUAUUAAUAAUGACAUGCUGUAAAUAAUAACACAAAAAAAUCCCAAGGAAAAUGGAGCGGUGUUCUUUUUUUAUGGACACAUUUUUACAAGCAGGUGAAUGUGUCAUAAUAAAGAAUACUGCAUACUUCUGUCAAAACCUGUAGUUUAAAAGAUAAGAGCACUCUCCUUUCCAGCGCUGUAUUAUAUUAGUAAUCUCUCUCUCUUUGUGUCCCCGAUGGUGAACAGCAGGAAAGCAAAACAUAAUUUUGAUUUCACUGCACAAGAGAUCAAAUCAACAUCUUUACAGUUUGUGUUCUUCAAACAUUCCAUUUGUUUCUCUUCCUCUAGAUUUGCACUUGUUUUUUAUAUGUUCCAUGGUCUUCUCUAUGUUUGUUUGCCAAACGUUUUGCAGAUCAGCCAGUUCUAGGUGAUAGUCACUGCUGUUUUUCUUUCUGGGUAAAUCAAACUUAAAGAUUUUAACAUGGUUGCUCCUGGAGAUUAAUUUCCCUGUCCAUUAAACAGAGAUUUAAUUUCACACAGUUUAUUUACUGUACUUAAUUAGUGUGGCUAACAUUAGCAGUGCCUUCAGUCCUCCUUACAGGGUCCACAUGUCUGUGUUGGUCAAGUGGUUGUAUGACACUUUACCUGUCCACGGUGCUGGUUAACAUCCGGGCAGUAGAGUGAGGAGAGAAGAGCCAUUAACCAGAGCUACAGCCUUUGCUAGUGGACGUUGGCUGCGUAACAGCUUGGACUCUUUCAUCCCUAAUAAGAACUUAAAGUAACUGCUUCUACACAGUGUAAGGAAGCGUAUGGUAAACAGCGACUGUUAUCUGUAUGAUAAAUUAAACUGAAUCAUCUGCAUGUUUAUCUCCCGGGUUUAUGAAGGCAUUUUGAAACCAGUUGAGAGGUGUACGACCCUGUCACCACUCCAAAGGAAUAACAUAUAGAGAGGUAAAUACAUGGCACAAUAGUGCAGAUUCAAGUGCAUACAAGAUGGAGCUUGAGUUAACUUUUACAAUUAAUUAAUUAAUUAGACUUUUUUUAAAGUAAAUAUCAAACAUGAAUGAGGUUGUGGGUUUAUUAUGUAGCUUUGAACUUCCUCUUUGUAUGAAAUCAGUAAAAAUUAGUUGGAAAACAAAGUUUAAAAAGUUUAGAUACACCAAAAAGGCAUGUCAAUUGAAAACUACACACGUGAUUCUUUUACAUUGUGUGCGUUUACUUACCUUAUUUUAUCUUUGCUGAUUAAAUUCAGUUUUGAGUUUCAGUACGAUGAUGCACCUUCUGUUUGGAUUUGAUAAAUACAGUCAUGAAACCUGAAAACUGUCAGAUUGAAGCUCAGGAUCCAGUGAGUCAGAUAUUGAAUAUAAUUACCAAAUAAGGUUAUUUCUAGAUACUUAAACAUUUAAAUGUAAACAAUCUGAAUUUCUAUGAAUGUUAUUAACGCAUCUGGAACAUUUGAGUUUCUUAAAAUGUUAAAUGUCAAAGACUGUUGAACAUAUUACUGUUUUAUCAAUGAAUGAUUUGUUUAACAGUUGCAUCCGUUCGUUUUUUAGUCUUUUUUUUUUUCUUUUUUUAUGCAUUAGAGAACAAGAAUUUAAAAUCUGUUCAAUAAAGAUUUGUUUACACAUAUCA
This is a messenger RNA of Labrus bergylta (ballan wrasse), 3445 nucleotides long. RefSeq names its product transmembrane protein 79. Gene Ontology annotation, cellular component: lysosomal membrane; trans-Golgi network membrane. Gene Ontology annotation, biological process: regulated exocytosis. The record is from RefSeq and is a predicted model, not a curated record. Lineage: Eukaryota; Metazoa; Chordata; Actinopteri; Labriformes; Labridae.